Molecule: messenger RNA, 4726 nt
Organism: Thalassophryne amazonica
Lineage: Eukaryota; Metazoa; Chordata; Actinopteri; Batrachoidiformes; Batrachoididae
Gene: dolk
Product: dolichol kinase
Exons: 3
Coding region: 311-1882 (523 amino acids)
Biological process (GO): dolichyl monophosphate biosynthetic process
Cellular component (GO): endoplasmic reticulum membrane
Molecular function (GO): dolichol kinase activity
Source: RefSeq, a predicted model, not a curated record
ACUAGUUUACCAACCGCAAAUUAGGAUGCAGAAGAAGAAGACGGUGACACCGGGCAGUCACCAUGGCUCUUUUCUUCUGGUUUUGAGAGGAGCUACAGCCGACAAAAAAUCUAACAGCAGAUAAGGCAUCUGAGCACACGCCUCUGUGCCGGUAAAAGUGCACUGAUGUGAUCAAGACCUCACAAAGUGAGAAGAGCUUGUGGAUGACUAUGUGUACAAGAGAGAGGAACUGACAGGUCCUUGUCACUGCAGGCCAUCCGUUUACAUUGACCCACUGCCCUUUCUCUCUGUGGACCUCAGCCUCGCAGCCAUGCAGAUCAACCCAGUACUCGUGGAGUCUGCUGUGGUAAUUGCCGUGGUACUGUGUGUCCACAUGGCAGUUUGGAACCAGCACUCCUGGUGCAGUAUAGCCCUGGUUAUCCAAGCUUUCUAUGUGCAGCACAAGUGGGACCGUCUGCUCAAGUCAGGGGGUGCCGUGUUUCAGUUCCGCCUUGCAGCAAACAGUGGCAUUGUGCCGGCCUCCAUGGUGAUGCCAUUACUCGGUCUAGCACUGAGAGAAAAAUGCUCAGCUUCAGGGAAUGUCUACUUUGAGCGCUUCUCUAUGGUGAUCACCAUCACAGGCAUGAUGUUGGCUCUGUUUCUCUCCCUGAUUGCACUUGGUAUCACAAGACCCGUACCAACAAAUACCUGUGUGAUUGCUGGCAUGGCUGGUAGCGCCAUUCUGUACACAACGAAACAGACGCUGACCGUGUCCGAGGUCAUCGAGGUCUUGGAAGUACUCUUGAUCUUUGUCUAUCUCAGCCUCAUUGUGCUUUACCUGUUGCCGCGCUGCUUCACUCCAGGAGAGGCGCUUCUCAUUGUGGGUGGAAUCAGCUUCAUUGUGAACCAGCUCAUCAAACGUUCCCUGAACCUGGCAGAGGUAAAAGGAGAUCCGGUGAAUUAUUUCCUGCCAGUGGCUGUGGUGGGUUCACUGUUGCUAGGUGUUUUCUUUGCCCUGCUCUUCUGCUUCAUGGAAUCUGAAACCUGGGUGUCAUCGCUUUUCUUUCACAUGAUGACAGUCGUUCUGGCUCUGGGAAUCCUGAUGCCAUGGUUAUCCCUGUUCAUCGGGAGACACCCCCUCAUGUGGCUGCUGGACUUUGUCACGUUUAAUGAGAGAAGACUCUGUCUGCUGGGAUACUGGGUAUUUCUGGCUAUCGUGGCCACCUGCGUUGUUUUACACCAGAACUACCAACGUGAAUCAGGAUCCAAGAAGCACCAGGCUUCGACUGUGGUCCGCAAGUAUUUUCAUCUGAUUGUUGUGGCCACAUAUGUCCCUGGGCUGAUAUAUGACAGGCAGCUUCUCCACGUGGCAUCAGUGGGCUGCUUGGCCAUCUUCUUAUUCCUGGAAUAUGUGCGUUACUUCCGAAUCAGACCGCUGGGUCAGUUGCUCAGACAGUUGCUCACCUUAUUCCUGGAUGAGCGGGACUCCGGGCCUCUCAUUCUGACCCAUGUCUACCUGCUGCUGGGAAUGUCUCUGCCCAUUUGGCUCUUCCCUGGUCCCUGCACCUCUAAGAAGCUGCUUCCCGGUGCAAGCGGUCUGGUGCCUUAUGCAGGUGUGCUGGCCGUAGGAGUUGGAGACACUGUGGCAUCUGUGUUUGGCAGCACCAUGGGGGAGAUCCGUUGGCCUGGCACUAAAAAAACCAUGGAGGGAACAGUAACAUCAGUGUUUGCUCAGAUCAUUGCCGUGGCUAUAUUCCUCAUCUUCGAUGCAAGCAUUAAUCUGAACGCCACUUACUCAUGGAUUGUUGGCUCAAUCGCUCUGGUGGCCAUGCUGGAGGCGUACACCUCCCAGAUAGACAACCUCUUCCUCCCGCUCUACCUCCUCAUCCUGUUCUUACUUUGACAUUUAGCUAGCACAAAAAAAGAACAGUUGCUCUAAUCAGGUGAGAAGAUGGACGUAUUUAUGAGAAGAAUCCAGAGUGGCGUUACGAAAGAGUCGGCUGCCCAUUUUAUGUGGUAGCAGAUGUGACAUUGGUGUGUAUAAAUUGGUAAUCUUUCACUGAAAUCACAUAAUUUCAACAUCAGUUCGGGUGCUUUGAAGGAGCUCAUCUGUCUACCAUGUUACAAAGACAAGGGAACUGGUCUCAGCUCUUCUGUAUAGGAAUUCAUGCAAUUUUAUUGAUAUAUUGAUUCUCAUAAUUCUGAUUCUUUUUUGAUUUGUCAUUUUCUGAUCAAUUUCUUGUGUUGGGAAAAAAUGUAGAUCUUUUCAGUAUCAAAGCAGCCAUUUUCUUUGUUUCUAGAUGAAUAAUUCCAUGAGACUGUCAUGUCCAUUACCACUUUCAGUGGUCCUGCUGUGACUUAUGCAGUAGCUAAUCCCAGAGAAUUAUGGCUUGUCUUUUAUUUCUUUAUCUGGUUGAGAAUAAGAAGUCUCUGUGAUGACCAGAUCACAGCCGGACCAUUGAAAGUGGUAACAAACGAAUAUGACAACCUCAUGGAAUUGCCCGGUUGCAGACUUUGGCGUCAUGACAUUAAGACACCAGAUUUGCGACAUCAAAUUGGCAUUGGGAAGAGUUAUUGGUAAUGACUGAGGCAUUCCAACGGGUGAAAAAUUUGCUGGUUCUCAAGUUCCAGUUCUAUGGUGACAGCAGAGAGGUGUGGUUUCAGUGCAUAUCACCAUUACACUGAGCACAAUUAUGUAAGGCAAGGUGGACAGUGCCCUUCAUACACACACUGAAGACAGACCUGGAUGGUAUAGAUGCUGUUAAAUUACAUUUUCUUCAUUAGUGAGAUGUGUUGGUCUUCUGUAGUACAUUGUCAUGUUUUUGAACACUGUUACAUGCCUUUGUAUUGCCUUUGAAGAACAUAAUUUAAAUGCUAGCGUUUGCUUUCAAAAUCAACCUUUUCAUUGUUAUAGCACUGUUUUGCAUCUCCGAUUGGCAAUAUGAAGGACUGUAGAGCGUAUUUGCUUUAACAAUGCUAUAUUCUAUUAGUAUUGUAGAUGAAAGCAUGACACUUGGCAAGAAGCCCUUCUGAAACAAGGCAAGUUUAUACUUGGAUGUGGAAGAAACUCAUGAUGCAACAUUGCUCAUGCAUGACACUAAUGUGAAAUCCUCUACUCUAACACACAGGUAUCAUAUGUUUUUGUGUGGUAAAUCAGCUUUCUUCAAAUGGGCCAUCCAUCCAUCCAUAUUUGGAAUUCGCUAAUUCCAUUUAAGGAUUACAGGAGCUGGAGUGUAUCCCAGCAGUCAUUGGGCAAGAGGCGAGGUACACCCUGGACAGGCUGCAGUCUAUUAUAAGGCUCAAAGAGGUCAUAUUGUGCAAAACUGGUUGCACAUCUACCUUUUACAGUUUCCUCUAUUGGGAUUCAUGAUAAACUUUGUCAAAGUCUCAUUAUUCUGUGACAGUACUUGUAAGAAUUGUCCUGCUGUGAGUGAUGAUUUGGUUUCAAACAAUUUGUUUUAACGUGUGAUGGAUAGAAGUCCAUCUCUGUAGUCCUGUUUAAUAUGACCCAGUCUGGACCAUGUGUGGCACACCCACAUACCCUAGAGGAGAAUGAGGUGAGGAGGGCGUGGCAAGGAAUGGGUUUUUAUUUAAAGUGAUAAACACCAAAAAAUUGGAGACCCAGAUUUUUUUAAUAAGCACUAUCUGUGUUUAUGGCUGCAGUCUUUAAUAUUUGUUUUGAACACACCUAGCCUAGCUUGUUGAGAAGUGUUUGUCACCCUUAAUAUUUCUGUGAUUUCAUGGGACCCAUAAGAGGUAAACUUGUCUUACAGUAUAACUACAGAGAAUUUCCUUUUGAUACUGAGCCUGGUAACUGUGUGUGUGUGCGUGCGUGCAAAUGAUGAAUCGUAGGCUAUUUAAAAUAGGUUUCUUUAUUGAUGUUUUAUCCCAAUCUAUUUAAUUUUUGGAAACUUCUUCAAAAUUCAUCAGCUUGGUUCCCAUUCUCAGAUGACGGUGCUGGACUGCUGGUAUACAUUAUAAUUUAUUAGCACAUUGUGUUUUUGCCAUUUCAUUUUUCAUUGUCUGAAAUGUCUUACUGCAAGUAAUUGCACUUUGACUUACACGAACAUGAACAAAUGUUAACUUUGUUCACUUGAAGAGAGGUAUGGAUGUUGUGCUGCAGUUUCUAUUUCACAUGUAAGGCUGAAAUUAUUUUCGUGUCACAUGCACUAUUGUGCAUAAGUCUUAAGCACCCCCAUUGCUUCUGUAUAAAUGUUGUUUUUUUGUGAUAUUUCUUAUUGCUAGUAAAAGACCAAUAUGGAAUUUAUGAAUGUUAAUUUUUAAAGUUUUUUUUCUAUUUUAUUAAAGAAACAGACAUUGAGAUUCAGAAAAAUCUGAAAACUUAUUUUAUAAGCUCAUGCUCCACAAAAACUACAAAUAGGAUAAAAAUCAAUGAAUUUGGUGUUUUUGUUAAAUGAGUUCCCAGAGAAAUGUUAAAUUAUAAAGGUAAAAGGUAGUUGCACCGGCUUAUUUUUAUUUAAAAUGUUUAAUACUUUUAUAAUUUCACAUUUACCAAUUAUUCUUUUUUCAGAUCAUGCGUAAGACUUUUGCACAGUACUGUACGUCUUCAAAUGAACAUAUUUUUUAAAAGUGAAAAUGCUCUUUGUGUCUAUUUAAAAAAAAAAAAAAAUUGCACUCCCACAUUGACACAAUUUUGAAAUUUUUCAAACUAACAAUUUGACACAGUUUAGACCUUGAAUAAAAUGUGUAAAUAUGAUUGGUAACAUGGAGUAUCCUUUGAAUUUUU